This is a messenger RNA of Rubroshorea leprosula, 1086 nucleotides long. The record is from the annotation of a GenBank genome assembly. Lineage: Eukaryota; Viridiplantae; Streptophyta; Magnoliopsida; Malvales; Dipterocarpaceae.
CCGUGACACAAUGAUUAUAUAUAUCACACCUCUUAGGAUUGAAGUUUAAAUCACUAAUCUUCAAAUUGUAAUAUGUUCAAAAAAAAAAAUAAAAAAUAAAAAUAAAAAUAAAAAAGAAACCAGCUUAAAUAGCAGAACACAUUUUUGAAUUCAAAAACGCCGACUCAUACCAAAUUAGUUAGAAGAGCUUACUCAUAAGGAAAAGGAUGGAGGUGGGAUCAUCAUCAUCGUCAUCCAAGGGUGGAAAAGUUUUUCCAUCGGGAGUCGUCGGUGUUCCUCGACGACCCAUUUAUAGAAACCCAUGUUUUAGUGCAAUCGCCAUUCUGUUGGCCGUGGUUAUACCAAUUGUGAUCCUGGGAUGCACCGUCUUCAAGGUCAAGAAACCCAAAACGACGAUCGACUCCAUCAUCCUCGACGACCUCUCCGUCUCCCUCUACUCCGACAGUGUCGGGGUGUCCCUUAACGCCACGAUCGACGUAAGUUUGUCUAUUAAGAACCCGAACAGAAUCGGGAUCAAGUACAAAAAUGCCACAGCCUUGCUGAAUUACCGGGGCACACAGGUGGGGCAAGUUACGAUUCCGGCCGGCGAGAUUUCCGCCCACAAUACGGUUGGCGUAAACGUGACUCUCACCAUCUUUGCGGAUCGCUUCCUGUCGGAAUCCAAGCAGCUUUACUCGGAUGUCAAGGCGGGGUCUCUACCGCUCAAUACUUACAUCAGAAUUUCUGCAAAGGUUAAACUGCUGUUCUUCAAGAUUAAGGUUAUCGCGACCGCUUCGUGCGAUUUCACGAUUGAUAUUUCGAAAAAGAGAGCCGCAGAUCAAAAGUGCAAAUACAAGACCAAAUUAUAGUCCCUAAGCAAUUUUAAGUUGAGAUUACACUAAAUUACAAAACCAUAAUCAUUUAUACUCUAAUGACUAGUUUUGUGCAGUUUCUAUUGUCCCUAUCUCACACAACAUUUGAAUUAUAGUUCUCCGCUUUGGUACACUUUUUAUUACAGUCUUUGUCAACUUUUUUUAGAGGAAUGUUUUGCAAUUUUGCCUUGCUUACUUUGUAUUAGAGCUGGCAUAGUAAAAGAUUAUAUAUGAU